Parnassius mnemosyne (clouded apollo) is the source of this 5391-nucleotide messenger RNA. The record is from the annotation of a GenBank genome assembly. Lineage: Eukaryota; Metazoa; Arthropoda; Insecta; Lepidoptera; Papilionidae.
AUGGGAGGAAAAGCAAAACAAGCUCAUAGAACUAAAAAUAAUGCAAGACCCUCGAGCAGUGGUCGGAGUGCUGAACUGCUCAGUAGUUCUGUGAAAGAUCCAGCAUUCUUUGGUUUAGGAACUGGAAAGCCGCUGCCACCACUUUUUCCAACCUUGGCAGCAGUUAAUUUAGAACAGGGUCUUAACACAGAAUAUGCUUUAUGCUUCAAAAAAUUUAACAAAAAGGAUCCUAUAACUAGAACUAAGGCUCUUCAAGAACUGCUUGAACUGAUUAAAAACGGAAAUGCUGAUGAUGUUGUGGCAGCCCUGCCGAGCUGGACACAUUUUUAUCAAAUCUUCACAGUGGAUACGGACCGCAAAGUUCGUGAGUGUGCACAGGCGUGUCACGCGAGCAUCGUACGCUUGGCAGGGAGACGUGUGGCCCCGCAGCUGCGGCGGCUGCUGCCGGCCUGGCUGCUGGCGCAGCGCGACGAGCACGCGCCCGCGCAGCACCACGCCGUCACCUCGCUCACGAGUACAUUUCCAGAAGGCAAGCUUGGAGAAGCAUUUUCAUUCUGCAAAGUGGAGAUCAUUUCUCUUCUCCUUGAGAACCUAAUGGGGAAUGCCGAAGCGAUGCUUAGUAAAAAGAUAGAAAAUAAAGAAGAAAGAGAGAUCCAAGUGUCACAAAUCAUAGCAAGCAGCCUCGGUGCGUUGGAGCUUUUUGUUUUUCAUUUACCACCUUCUCAUGAUGACUGGCUUUGGGAGGUCCUGACGCCUCUACUACGUUCAGGAACAUUUUGGAAGAUGGUUCAAAAUACUAAUGAACAACAUCAUAUCCGUGCGGCGUGGUACGGUGCCGUGGGUCGGAUGAUGGAGCGGUUCAAGGAGCGCUUCGGCGCGGAGUACGGCGGCAAGGCGGCGCGCGCGCUCGUGUGCGGGGGCGGGGGCGGGGGCGCGGGCGGCGCGCGCUGGGCCGCGCUGCUGCUGCUCGUGCGCAGCGUGCCGGACUGGCAUACGUGGUUCGACAAAAAGGAUUUACUCAUCAAACGUAUUCUGGAUGUACUUGAAAAUGGUGGUUGGGGUGACGCGAGGCUACUGUCUAAUCUCUUGCUGCCUCUGCUAGCACACCUGCCGCAAGAAGUGCUUACUAAAGAUUUUUACACGGCCUUUUUUAAUUCGAUGUUCCUAGGGUUAGAAAAGAAAAAUGUAUUAAGUUCGAAAAGUGAACGUCAGGCGUGUAUCACUAAUCUGGCCGACUGUGUACGCUAUAUAUCCAUACAACAAUACGAUUUUGUGUUGGAAAUCACCACGUGUGUGCACAGGAAAUGGCUAGAAAAAGUUCUGUCGACACAAGAAAACCAAGCCAGAAAUAAUUUGAUCAAACAUUCGGCAUCGAACAUGACCUCGCUUUUCAAAUUUUGGCUCAAACGUUCGCAGGAAGAGAACAACGAGAAAUUCGAUCAACUACUGAGGAACUGUUGGCAAAACAUUGGGUCGACGAUAUCGACGCAAAUCGACAAACUUUCAACCAAUGACGACGAAAUAAACCGCGUCAUGGAUAGCCAUAUUUUACUGCUGCAAAAUCUGAAGACAGCGUUCGCACAGGAAUCGAAAAAGCAGCAUAGCAUAAAAUUUGAAGGUGACGCCGAAAUCAAACCUGAUAUUAUAGCAGUAGCGAAGGUAGAUUGCGACGGACCUACCACUGAAAGAUACAAACAUAACCUAAAUGAAAUAGUAGAGAACACGUGUUCUCAUUACUUUGAGUUUGCACAUAAAAACAAAGUAUGUAAUACCGUGUUGACUUCAAUUUUAACUCUGUUGAUAGAGUUUGAUAGUAACAAUCUGUAUCUUGCACUGGCGAGGCAUUUUGACACCGAUUCUAUAUAUGGAUUUUACGAUGGAACUCUAAGAACAUGGUUGCUAGACGAUUCAAUACGCUGCAAGUCGCUCGUUGACGUUGUAUUUCUCUUGGUGAAAUAUUUAAGUGAAGAGGAACAGGACUGCGUUUUUGAUUCCUUUGAACAGCUGUGCGAGGAGGCAGCAGAGUGGUGCCUAGCGCUGAGCGUGUCGCACCCGCACUGCGGGCGCGGCGCGGCGGGAGGGGUGGAGCGCUGGGCGCGCGGCGCGUCGGCGCAGCGCGUGCUGCUGCGCGUGUGUGCGCGCGCGCUGCGCACCGGCGACCCGCGGGCGCAUGCACUACUGCUGCAGUGUGUCGCGCACCCGCACCGCGCAGAAAGUGUAAUAAGCGAAGACACGAUGUCGAAGAUCGUGGAGCAGUUAUGUGAAGCGGUGUGCGACGGGAGCGACAGCGAGGUGGAGAGGCGCGUGCGCACGGCGGCGCAGCUGGCCGGCGCGCUGGGGGCCGCGCGCCGCCGCGCCGCAGCGCCGCUCGCGCGCGCGCUGCUCGCGCUGCAGCUCGCCCUGCCGCGCGGUGACGAACGCCUCUCGUUGGACACGUGGCUGGAAGUUCGGUCUUCUUGGCAAGACGCAAUCUUUUCUUUGCCGGACGACGCAAAACAAUCGCUUAUAAGUGAUAUAAUUUCACUCGUACACCAACAUCUUUUUAACGACAUGGACAAAUUCAACAUAACGAAAAUCGAAAACAUCGUUGCUCUGUUGCCUUACGUUAUAACUCCGUCUGACUACGCUGACGUGCCGAGCGACUGCAGCGAAAUAGUUUCGUUCACCAAACAAUUGUUCACCUUCCAAAACACGGAUACUUCCAAAUCAGUUGAAAUGUACGCUUUAAAAUGCGACUGUAUAAUGGGAAAUCUGAAUUGCCCCUUCGAUGAUGAUAACGAUAUAAUAAAGAAAAUAGUAGAAGAGUCAUCUAAAAAAGAAGUAACAGAACUUGAAAAAGAGAACCUUAUGUACUAUACAUAUAAGUGUCUUUUUAAAGCGUUCUAUUUGAGGACGAUUCUCUUGAGAAAAACCACAGAAGACGAAAACGAAGACGAAGAGGAAGAGUGUACACAGGUGACUUGGUGUAACACAAUUUUGAGAGAUGUUUACUUUCAAGAGGAGUUUGGCAAAUUGUUAUAUGAUUAUAUGGUUUUAAACACGCUGAAAGACAGAUAUGGUUUCUGGCCUAGCUAUGAAGUGAUCCAACAAACGAAACAACGUCUUGACGAAAUAAUUAAAGAAAUAAUCAAUGAAACUUCGAAUGAACUAAGGCAAAAGCUUCUUGGAUUUUUGUCGGAAAAAGCUGCAGCUAUUGGUUACUACUGGUCAUACGCGAGACGGUUUUACGAAGUUAAAAUCGAUAAAAGUAAUGAAACUGAAGAGGAAACAAUUGAUAAAUCAACAACUGCAGAUAGCUUAAAUGCUAGUAACUUACACAAAGAAGAAGAUACAGAUGACAACAAAACUAAAAGUGCUGAAACUCCGAGAGUUUUUGAUUCGGAAGAUCAAACACCUAAUAAUGAAUGUCAGGAAGAGUCAAAAGAGACUACUUUACCGGUGAAUGAAACAGCAGAAGUAGAAAACAUCGAAUUGGAAUUCGACGCGGAAAAGUUAGACCAGAUUGUUACUGGCAAUGGAAUUUUCCAUAGUAUGCAGGCGAACCUGAAGAGGUCGAGCAGCGCGGAGGUGCGGCAGCAGUGUGGAUACUUGGUAGCGCUUCGCAGUUGGCUGGCAGCACACGGUGUGCUGGAUGAAGAGUUCCUUCGAGAAGCUGCGCAGUGCCGCCGUACACGCAAUCCCGACGUCUUCCUCAACGCCUACUACCGCCACAAGCACACCAUGCUCUACGAGAGAGACAUUACCACAGCACCAUGGGCUCAAGUGGUGAGCGACGCUGCGGUGUUGGACUUCCUCACAGAGAUAGUCGCUGAUCGAGGUUGGGACCUGCCAUCACAUCACUGGGACUUUAUCACCAUUACGUUAUGCUCGUUGGUGAACUCGCUAGCUUGCAGUGUUCAUAAUUGGGGAUGCACGAAGAUGGCGAUGCUGUGCCGAUCCACGCUGGCUCUACUGACGCGAGUUCAAACGUUCGCGGUGAAUGUGCGACGCGAGUGCGAGAGGCGCGAGCCUUCGGAUCACGUGCUCGCGCUCGCCAACGAGUGGGAUGACAUCUUCGCGCCCGACAUCAACGGAAACCUCUUCAACAUCAUUAUCACUAUCAUGGAGUCUAAUGAAAAGGAUCUUUCGUCCGGACACGUAGCAGUUCUCGGCGCUUUAGUAUCCAGCGUCCCCCAUUUACAGUGGGAGAGAAUCCCCGCAGUAAUCCGAGCUGAGAAGUUGUCUUUGGCGAGAAUUUCACACGCUGCCGCCGAUGCCCUGCAAAACUCAAAUCACGCUCCCAUCAAGCUGCUAGCUUUUAAAGUACUUAGGCUAUUGGCCGAGCCUCUUGUUUUGGCUGAUGCGGAGAUGCUGGCACAGUGGAGCGCGUCCGAGGAGGAGUCUGCGCGGCCGGAGCUGUCGCUAUCUCUGUGGGACGCGGCGCUCGUGCAUCUGCAGGAGCUUGUUGAUGCUGCACUCUCGCAUCUCACCGUGUGUGAAGAAGUUUGCGAGCUGGUGGCGUUCUCGGACAGUCACAGCGUGGCGCUGGGCUACCUGCUGCUGUCCGUGGCCGCCUACGAGCACUGCCAGCUGGCUCGCGGGGACCUCGUGCACCAUUAUAUAGAGCAUUACAGAGAGCGCAAGUACGGGGAGUACCUGGUGUGCGGCGCGCUGCGGCUGCUGCCGGGCGCGGUGGGCGCGUUCGCGCGUGACGACACGGGCGCCACGCCGCUGCCGCCGCGCUGCCUGGACUACUUCGUCACCACGCCGGACUUCACCGUCGAAGAGGUGUGUUCGACACGAUGCGUGGGCGAGCUCGCGUGCCGCGCGCUGCUGGGCGCGCUGGGCGGGCCGGGCGUGGUGGCGGCGCGCGGCUGGUACGGCGCCGCCGCGCCGCGGGCCGCGCGCGCGCUGCGCCGCCUCGUGGCCGCCGCCGUGGCGCCGCCGCUCGUGCGCGCGCACCUCGCGCUGCUGCGCGCCCACGCGCACCGCCUGCCGCACGCGCACGUGUCUAUCCAGUGGUCGAGCGGUGAGGCGCGCUGUAGCCUGGAGGUGGAAGAGCGACGCGUGGAGCUGAGCGUGCGCUUCUCGCGCGCGCACCCGCUGGAGCCGCCGCGCCUCGCCGCGCCCGCGAACUCACCUGCGCCCGACACGCACUGGCUCACCGUCUACCUUGCGUACCAGAACGGCACGCUGCUGAACGCGUUCAAGAUGUGGAUUCGCGCGGUGACGGCGCGCAUCCAGAGCGCCCCGCAGUGCUACAUCUGCUACUGCCGCCUGCACCCCGCCAGCGGCCGCCUGCCCGCCGUGCCCUGCCACCAGUGCCGCAACAAGUUCCACGCUCCGUGCCUGCGCAAGUGGUUCACGACGAGCAACAAGUCGAACUGCCCGCUUUGCCGCUCCAGCUUCUAG